UCCAACCUUCUUCUCCAUUUCAGAUGCAAGAUGUGAUCCUUGAAGGAGCCGAUGGAAAAUCAAACAGAAAUCAAAGAAUUUGUCUUCCUGGGUUUUUCAAACUUCCCAGAGCCCCAAUCUUUGUUCUUCCUUGUGUUUCUGACCAUGUACGUCACCACCUUGUUUGGAAAUGGCCUCAUCCUGGCCACUGCUUUUCUGGAUUCCAGCCUUCAGACGCCCAUGUACUAUUUCAUCCGGCAUCUCUCCUUCCUGGACAUGUGCUACACUACAGUCACUCUUCCCCAUAUGCUGAAAAACUUGUUGGCAGAGUCCUCAAAGGCCAUUUCCUUUGAGGGCUGCCUGGUCCAGGUUUACUUCCUGGUGGCCUUUGUGGGAGUAGAGUGCCUCCUGCUGGCCGUGAUGGCAUAUGACCGCUACGUCGCCAUCUGCCGUCCCCUCACUUACACCCUCCUCAUGAACCAAACAUUAUGUGCCCAGUUGGUGGUGGCCUCAUGGAUUUGCGGCCUCCUCAACUCUGUCCUGCACACAGCCAUGACCUCUCUUGUGCCCUUCUGUGCCACUCACAAACUGGACCAUUUGUUCUGUGAUGUCCCCCAGCUGCUUAAGCUGUCUUGCGCGGACACUUUCCCCAACCAAAUCACUUUGUUGGUGGUAACCAUGCUGCUUGGGGUCAGCCCUUUCUUCUGCAUUGUGGUUUCUUACAUCCAUAUUGUCGCGGCAGUCUUGAGGAUCCGCACAUCCCAGGGUCGCCGCAAAGCCUUCUCCACAUGUGCAUCUCACCUCACAGUGGUCACCUUAUUCUACACCACUUGCAUGUUUAAUUAUAACCGACCCAGUUCUAAACACCCAGCAUAUAUUGACACUCUGGCUUCGGUGCUUUACAAUGUAGUGACCCCAAUGCUGAACCCUAUCAUCUACUGCCUGAGAAACAAGGAAAUGAAGGAGGCUCUCAAACGAGUGCUCAGUCCCAAAAGGUCACUGUUCCUGUGGUCCAAUAGUGGGCCAAAUUCCUAA
Messenger RNA from Heteronotia binoei (common prickly gecko), 1014 nucleotides. RefSeq names its product olfactory receptor 5V1-like. Gene Ontology annotation, biological process: G protein-coupled receptor signaling pathway. The record is from RefSeq and is a predicted model, not a curated record. Gene Ontology annotation, cellular component: membrane. The transcript has a single exon. Lineage: Eukaryota; Metazoa; Chordata; Lepidosauria; Squamata; Gekkonidae. Gene Ontology annotation, molecular function: olfactory receptor activity; G protein-coupled receptor activity. Bases 52 to 1014 code for a protein of 320 amino acids.